GCGCUUCCUAGGCUAGCACAGGACUUGAGGAGUACCAGAAAGCCCGGCUCCAGUUCGUGCAGACGGUGGCAGAACAAGCGACCAGGCCCCAGAACAUCGAGACGCUGCAAAACGCGGGUGCUGUGGUGCCCUCAGAUGGAGAAGGCCCAGCACUGCUCCUGGUCCUGCUGCCCCUCCCAGUCCUUUCAAAGCCUUCUGUGUUCCUCACCCAACGGCACAUCUUCUGUCCCACUGCUGGACGUGGGCGGUGUCAGGGGUGUUGCUGGUGGACUCAGUGACCUUGAUGCCACUGCGGAGCCUGCCAGUGCUGCUCAGUCUGGGUGUAAUAUCUUUGCUGAGGCCUCUUCUUCUCGAUGUGGUCCCAACAAUUCAGCAGACAGCGGCUUUGGCUCUUGGGAGACUGGCCAAUUACAGCGAUGACUUAGCAGACGCAGUUGUAAAGGGGGACAUCCUUCCACAACUUGUUUAUUCAUUGGCAGAGCAGAAUCGUUUCUACAAGAAAGCCGCUGCAUUUGUUUUGAGAGCAGUUGGGAAGCAUUCUCCCCAGAGAGCGCAGGCCAUAGUUGACUGUGGAGCACUGGAUGCACUGGUGAUAUGCUUGGAAGACUUUGACCCUGGAGUCAAGGAGGCUGCAGCCUGGGCACUUGGAUGUGUUUCAAGACAUAAUGCAGAACUGUCACAAGCUGUGGUGGAUGCGGGAGCUGUUCCUCUCUUAGUGCUCUGUAUCCAGGAGCCAGAGAUUGCUCUGAAAAGGAUUGCGGCCUCAGCGCUCAGUGAUAUUUCAAAGCAUUCUCCAGAGUUAGCACAGACAGUGGUGGACGCAGGAGCUAUCGCUCACUUAGCCCAGAUGAUCCUCAAUCCUGAUGCUAAAUUGAAGCAACAAGUCCUUUCAGCUCUCAGUCAGAUUGCAAAACAUUCUGUGGAUCUGGCAGAAAUGGUUGUUGAAGCAGAGAUUUUUCCCGUUGUACUUACCUGUCUGAAGGACAAAGAUGAAUAUGUGAAGAAAAACGCUUGCACUUUAAUUAGAGAGAUUGCAAAACAUACACCUGAGCUUUCACAGCUGAUCGUUAACACAGGAGGGGUGGCCGCAGUGACCGACUGCAUUGGGACCUGCAAAGGGAACACACGGUUGCCUGGCAUCAUGAUGCUAGGUUAUGUGGCUGCUCACUCCGAGAACCUAGCCAUGGCAGUGAUCAUUUCUAAGGGUGUACCCCAGCUGUCAAUCUGCCUGUCAGAAGAACCAGAGGAUCAUAUUAAGGCUGCAGCUGCCUGGGCCUUAGGACAGAUUGGGCGACACACUUCCGAACAUGCUCGGGCAGUCGCCGUCACAAAUACUUUGCCCGUUCUGCUUUCUCUGUAUAUGUCCACAGAACGUUCUGAGGAUCUGCAAAUGAAAUGCAAAAAAGCCAUAAAAAGCAUCCUACAGAAAUGUACCUACCUACCAGCGCUGGAGCCAUUUCUGUAUGACGCGCCUCCAAAUAUUCUGAAGCAUGUGCUUGGGCAGUUCAGCAAGUUCUGGGCUUUACUAUUGAACUGUCACCAAUCUGUAUUGACAAAGGCAACACAGGUGCUGCCACAUGAUAGCGAAGCACGCCGACUUUUUGUAACAAGUGGUGGACUUAGAAAAGUUCAAGAGAUACAAGCAGAACCUGGUUCUCUCCUGCAAGACUAUAUCAACAGUAUUAACAACUGUUACCCAGAGGAAGUGGUAAGGUACUAUUCCCCUGGAUAUUCAGACACACUUCUUCAAAGAGUGGACAACUAUCAGCCAGUUAUUGAUUAAACAUAGUCAUAUUUUUAUACUCAGAUUCACAGCCACAAUUCAUGAAUACUAAUUGUUAAAAUUCUUUCUAAAUAUUUGACUAAAUACAUUCUAAACUUAAUGCCAAAUUCCUUUAGAUAAUAUUUUCAUAGUUUAUGUAACUAUGCUAAAAAUUAGUAUCUUGAAUACAUAAGGAACUGUUCAUAAGCAUUUACAUGCAUAAGAUUUAUUCACAAGGUAAAUUUUAAAUAGACAAUAAAGAAUUAAGAUGUUAUUCUUCUACUAAAAAUCACAGAGAGAGAUUGAAAGAAAGAGAGGUCUCCAACUAAACACAGGUGGGAAAUGUCCAAAGUCCUUAUUUUGAUCAACUCCAAAGGUAAACCAUAGCUGACGGCCAGACAGAAUGGCCUUGUGUAUAACACGGAGGAAGCAGGAGGACAGGAAUGCAGGACCUUCUGCAGAGGUGAUGGCGCUGGGUCCAUAAAUGCACUGACUUGCACGUGUACUCUGCUGUCAGAUUUCCUGAGAAUGAGAACGGUACUUCUCUGUAUUACUUCUGUCCUGUCUGAAAUGCUCCUGAGCCUGUAUGGGGCUGCAGAAGGAGGAAGUUAUCAUGAGGCACUCCGUGCUUGCACAUGUGCUCUCCAACCUCUCGGAAAGGUGUCUGAGUCAUUGUGAGUGACAGCAAAGCAGGCAGCAAGAUGAGUCUCCUGUUCGUGUUUCCUGGCCUGUUCAUCCUCCAGGUUUCAAAAGUCACAUCUUCAGGGUUUGAAGGAAUCAUUUUAAAAGAAUACCAUGAAGCUCAGACCUUAUACUUACUGUGUUUUCAGCUAGGAAGGUAUAAAGGGGUAAGCUAAAGGAGACUAAAGUAAAACGUUAAAUAAAAAUAACAUUAGAAUUGUCCUGUUUA
Cavia porcellus (domestic guinea pig) is the source of this 2672-nucleotide messenger RNA. It is a transcript of the gene Spag6, whose product is annotated as sperm associated antigen 6. Bases 284 to 1783 code for a protein of 499 amino acids. Gene Ontology annotation, biological process: epithelial cilium movement involved in extracellular fluid movement; filopodium assembly; sperm axoneme assembly. Gene Ontology annotation, cellular component: sperm principal piece; axoneme; acrosomal vesicle. Gene Ontology annotation, molecular function: microtubule binding. NCBI's taxonomy places the organism in Eukaryota, Metazoa, Chordata, Mammalia, Rodentia, Caviidae. The transcript is spliced from 13 exons. The record is from RefSeq and is a predicted model, not a curated record.